Messenger RNA from Parascedosporium putredinis, 933 nucleotides. Lineage: Eukaryota; Fungi; Ascomycota; Sordariomycetes; Microascales; Microascaceae. The record is from the annotation of a GenBank genome assembly.
AUGGAAGAUGACAAGAAGCAAACUCUAAAUCAAAAUAAGCCGCCAAAGUUACGAAGUUAUUUCGACGGAGUCUCCAGUGAUGAUACAUCCAAGGAUGCGCCAUGGGCCGUGACCGAUACCAUGUCACUUCGGUCAUCUAUUCUCAACUAUAAAUGGGAGUAUGGACGGCGAUAUCAUGCUUUUCAAUCGGGCACCUAUUGGGCCCCUAAUGACGAGAGGCAACAGGAAGCGGAGGAUCUGGUGCAUGAGAUGUAUCGUCUUGUCCUCGGCGGUAGACUUACCUCGGUACCAUUGGACAAUGUCGAGAAUGUCCUCGAUGUAGGCUGUGGAAAUGGGGUUUGGGCUAUUGAGUUUGCCGAGGAGAACCCCUCCACUCAAGUGAUGGGGGUAGACCUGUCACCAAUCCAGCCAUCCUUAGUUCCACCCAACUGCAAGUUUGAAAUUGACAAUGUCAAUGACGACUGGAUCUACUCCGAGCCGUUCGAUCUGAUACAUGUCCGGGCUAUGACUGGGUGCGUACCAGAUUGGGUAGAGUUUUAUAGAAAGGCACUUAGCCAUCUUAAGCCGGGCGCAUGGAUAGAGCAGAUUGAGCUGUCCAGUUUCGCUCAAUCCGACGACAAUUCCCUACCCGAAGACUCGGCCCAAAAACGCCUAGCCCAGGAAGCCGGAUUUACGAAUAUCCAAGAACGCCGGCUCAAGAUACCCAUUGGAUCGUGGCCCAAGGAUGCCACAUUGAAGCACUGGGGUGCCUGGAAUAGGCAGUUCCUGCUGCAGGGGCUUGAGGGGUUUUCUCUCAAGGGUUUGACUGAUACCCUCGAGUGGAAAUAUGAAGAUGCCCAGUUAUAUCUCGCGGGCCUUCGCAAAGAGCUAAUGGACGUCAAGCUCCACUCUUAUAUCGAGCUGCUUGUCCUAACCGCGCAAAAACCAAUCUGA